AUGGAAAUUUCUUAUCGUUCUAUACGCAUUAUCACCCGGCUUUUAAGAAAACCUUUUGGGAUUGUACAUUAUAAAUAUGCUUCUAAUUCCACGGUUAAAGAAGAAGUUAAUACAGAGAUAGUGACUUCUUUAAAUAAGGAUAUCAAAGCCGGUGGUGUAGUACCUGUAUUCAGAAGAGCUCUUCUUUUCCCAACUCGUAUUGCCCUGCAAGAUGAAUUUGGAAUUUAUACAUAUGCUGGCUUGCAUCAGGCGGCAUCGACUCUUAGUAAAGAUAUUGCUGCACAACUUUUGGGCGAAUCAGAGCGCACCAUCGCCUACCUUUGCAGUAAUGACGCUUCUCACGUCAUUGUUCAGUGGGCUAUAUGGAUGACAGGGAACAUAGCUGUUCCACUCACAUCUCUUCAUCCGCCAGAGAUGCUCAAAUACUAUAUAGCAGACAGCAGUGCUAGUUUAGUAAUAUGCACACAGGAAUAUGAGGAUCUCCUUCGACCCCUCACUGUUGAACUCUCUAGACCCCUGUUGAUCACCAGUAGGGAUAAUGAAGUCACAGCACAAUUGUACCAGCCUAACUCUUCAUUUCUUAAGCCAAAGAUGGAAGAAAGUUUGAGUGACACUGGGAAAUCCAAUAUGUGGUAUGGAAUGAAAGAUGCUAUGCUUAUCUACACUAGUGGAACAACAAGCAAGCCCAAAGGCGUGGUGUGGACGCAUAGUAUGCUGAGCACUCAGAUCGCGGCUUUGCAUGCCGCUUGGCAGUACUCGGCCAAUGAUGUCGUUUUGCACACACUGCCACUGCAUCACAUACACGGGCAAUUGAAUUCUCUGAAUGCGUCUUUAGCUGCUGGGGCUCGCAUCCGAAUGCUGCCAUCAUUCGUGUCGCACGCGGUGUGGUCGCGACUACUGGGCAUGGGGGAGCGUGAGGAAGCCCGCGUGUCGGUGUUCCACGGGGUGCCGGCCAUGUACGCGCGCCUGGCGGCCGACUACGACACCAUGUUCGCGGGCGCGCGCACCGCGCAGUACGUGCGCAGCACGCUCGCUGCCAGGCUGCGCCUCAUGUGCGCUGGCUCCACUCCACUACCAGAGACACUAUUCCGGAAAUGGGAGGAGAUAUCGGGUCUACGUCUGCUAGAACGUUACGGCAUGUCAGAAGUGGGCAUGGCGCUCAGCAACCCGUACCGGCCCGUGCAGCAGCGCUGCGUGGGCUGUGUGGGCCGCCCACUGCCGGGCGUGGGCGCCAGGGUUGCCACCUCAAACGACGACACACUCGCACCCCUAAUUACGGUCGAGACUCCCAUGUGCGACACUGAUAUAUCCUUAGAAAAACUAGGUCUGACCGGUAAAAAGGAACUCUCCUGGGAUGCGGAUGGGAAUGAAUGGAAACAGCCUAAAGUCACGGUGCACAAGGAGAGCGAAGAUGGCGAAUAUCAAGGCGAAUUACUUCUGAAGGGUCCUAGUGUCUUCACUAGAUACUGGAAUCGCAUGUCAUUGCUAAACUCAUCGGAAUUCACGAGCGACGGCUGGUUUCGGACGGGCGAUACCGUGGUGUAUCACGACGGCCGCUUCAAGAUCCAAGGCCGUACUUCCGUAGAUAUAAUCAAGACGAGCGGGUACAAAGUAAGCGCGUUACAAGUGGAGUCCGCGAUACUGGAGCACCCCAGCGUCGCAGAUGUCGCCGUGUUAGGAAUAAAGCAUGACACUUACGGAGAGAUAGUGUCAGCAGUAGUCGUGCUGAAGGAUAAAGCCAAGUUGACAUUGAGAGAACUGAAGGAUAUGGCUGGCAAGAAAUUGGCUCCCUAUCAACUUCCAAGAAAACUACUAAUAGUUGAUCAAAUGCCAAGGAAUGCAAUGGGCAAAUUGGACAAAAAGGAGAUUAAAAAAAUUUACGGAGAAAAAUUGGUGCGAGGAAAGAGUUCCUAA
Molecule: messenger RNA, 1914 nt
Organism: Parnassius mnemosyne (clouded apollo)
Lineage: Eukaryota; Metazoa; Arthropoda; Insecta; Lepidoptera; Papilionidae
Source: the annotation of a GenBank genome assembly